CCGUCUAUAUGGAGAAUCGUUGCGAAAGCUGAGUGCGCGAGGUAUCACGACUCCUCUGCUCUGCUGCGAGCUGCUUCUCCAAGUCCAAGUGCCAUAACGUGUGCGUGCCCCGACUGGCUGAUCCACAGCUAGCUACAACGAGUUUACAAUAAUAAGUAACAGUCGUUACUCAUCUAUUCGCUGCGACGCAGAGACGAGGUUCAUCGUGUCACGCGAUUUAACCAUUGACACAUCUGUCUAAGCCCCCCUCGAGCUGCCCCCGUGAGUCUCGAGUUUACUGGAGUACUGCACGCAGCACAACACAAGAGCCUACGAGCAAGAUCGUCGACUGUUGAGCAUCAAGCCGGCGACUCGCCCUCUCUUUUUCUCGCAUUUUGAGAAAUCUCAUCGAUCAUGGAGGCCCUCAUACCGGUCAUCAACAAGCUUCAGGAUGUCUUCAACGCCGUCGGUGCUGAUGCUAUUCAACUGCCUCAAAUCGUCGUACUUGGCACGCAGAGCUCUGGCAAAUCAUCUGUUAUUGAAAGUCUUGUGGGACGAACAUUUUUACCCAGAGGCACUGGUAUUGUAACUCGUAGACCAUUGGUGCUACAACUGGUGUAUACUCCAAAAGAUGAUAGAGAGUACAGAAAUGCCGAAGAUGGAACUCUUGAUGCAGACGAAUGGGGAGUUUUUCUCCAUCAAAAAGGGAGAAUCUAUAAGGAUUUUGACGAAAUUCGUAAAGAAAUUGAAAUUGAAACUGAUCGGAUGGCUGGUGCUAACAAAGGCAUUUGCCCUGAACCGAUUAAUUUGAAAAUUUUUUCAAAAUCAGUUGUUAAUUUGACAUUAAUUGACUUGCCUGGAAUUACCAAAGUUCCUGUAGGAGAUCAACCUGAAGAUAUUGAAGGUCAAAUCAGACAGUUGUUAUUGAAAUACAUAUGCAAUCCAAAUUCGAUUAUUCUAGCUGUCACAACAGCUAACACUGAUAUGGCUACAAGUGAAAGUUUAAAAUUAAGUAAAGAUGUUGAUCCAGAUGGCAGACGAACAUUGGCUGUAGUAACCAAAUUAGAUCUUAUGGAUGCUGGUACUGAUGCCAUUGAUAUUUUGUGUGGCAGAGUUAUUCCUGUUAAAUUAGGAAUCAUUGGUGUAGUAAAUCGAUCUCAGCAAGAUAUCAUGAAUAAAAAAACUAUUCAAGAUGCUUUAAAAGAUGAAGCUGCAUUUUUACAGCGCAAAUAUCCUACAUUAGCUAACAGAAACGGAACACCUUAUUUGGCAAAAACAUUGAAUCGUUUGUUAAUGCAUCAUAUUAGGGACUGCUUACCAGAAUUGAAGACCAGAGUCAAUGUUAUGGUUUCUCAAUUUCAAACAUUACUCAAUUCUUAUGGUGAAGAUGUAGGAGAUAAAAGUCAAACAUUACUUCAAAUAAUUACUAAAUUUGCAAGCAGUUAUUGUUCAACUAUAGAAGGAACAGCAAGGAAUAUAGAGACAACAGAGCUGUGUGGAGGUGCUAGAAUUUGUUAUAUAUUUCAUGAAACUUUUGGCAAAACAUUGGACUCCAUUCAUCCAUUGGCUGGAUUAACUAAAAUGGAUAUUUUAACUGCCAUUCGUAAUGCUACUGGCCCUAGGCCUGCUUUGUUUGUGCCCGAAGUUUCUUUUGAGUUGCUGGUUAAAAGGCAAAUACGAAGGCUAGAAGAGCCUUCAUUACGUUGCGUUGAAUUGGUCCACGAAGAAAUGCAACGGAUAAUUCAACAUUGUGGUACUGAAGUUCAACAAGAAAUGCUACGGUUCCCAAAGCUUCACGAAAGAAUCGUCGAUGUUGUCACUCAACUUUUACGCCGACGUUUGCCUACAACUAAUCAAAUGGUUGAAAAUAUUGUUGCUAUUGAAUUGGCUUAUAUCAACACCAAACAUCCGGAUUUCCACAAAGACGCCGCUCUUGUCUCAUCUUUAUUAAAAAAUGCAGAAUUGAACCAACCGAAAAGUAGAAGAAAUCUUCCUACUUCCACUCAAGCAGUAAGCAAUGCUGUAGCUCCAAUAGAAAACAGAUCUUACAAUCGAGAUGACUACAAUGCAUUUUCGGAGCAGAAUAACAAAGACAAUAAUCAACAAAAUCACUGGCUGCUCAGUAAUUUGCUACCACAGGGCAAAACAGAGUCAGUUAAUUCUACGGAUGGAUCACCAACGAAAAAUCGUGAUGGCGCCAUUUCGCCGGCCUCUAAUCAUAGCCCCGAUUCCAUGGUACUAGCUGUGAGUUCGCCUCAACAAAAACCAGUAAAUUUGUUGCCCGAAGUACCUAUGCAAACAUCGCGUAAGCUCAGCGACAGAGAGCAAAGAGAUUGUGAAGUUAUUGAGAGGCUCAUUAAGUCUUACUUCUACAUUGUUCGUAAGUCUAUUCAAGAUAGCGUACCCAAAGCUGUCAUGCAUUUCUUAGUAAAUUUUGUGAAAGACAAUCUUCAGAGCGAGCUUGUCACGCAUUUAUACAAAUCCGACCAAGCGGAAUCUUUACUAAAUGAAAGUGAACACAUUGCGGUUCGACGCCGAGAAGCUGCUGAUAUGCUCAAAGCGCUCACUCAAGCGGGUCAUAUCAUCAGCGAGAUUCGCGAAACGCAUAUGUGGUAACAUGCACCAAAAAGCAACGUUUUCACCGUUUGAUUUAUAUAGAAUAGUUUUCAACUUAGCGUAUUAACAGUGUGAAAACAUGAAUUUUUUUAACUGUUAAGUCGUUUCUGUGUUACGAACACUUCUCGCAUCUAUGUAUAUUGGUUAUUUGUAAAUACGUAACAUAUUUUUACUUUCCACGCGAGCAAAAAAAAAAAUUGUGCCAGUCUGAUUUACAAUCAAUUUUUAUUAUACAUUUGUGGCGAAAAGUAUAUUCGCAAAAAAAAUGUUUGAUUUCUAUGCAAAAAAUUUGUUAAAUUAUGCUAUUCACACUGUCGAAAAAUAUGAUGUUGUAUAUCGAAAGAUAUUGUAAAACCAUGAUAAUUGCCAUACUCACAAACGUAUGUGACAUACGUACUAAUUGAAUAAAACUACGAUAUUAUGAUACUUAAA
Messenger RNA from Trichogramma pretiosum, 3027 nucleotides. It is a transcript of the gene Drp1, whose product is annotated as dynamin-1-like protein. The record is from RefSeq and is a predicted model, not a curated record. Gene Ontology annotation, biological process: mitochondrial fission. Gene Ontology annotation, cellular component: cytoplasm; microtubule; mitochondrion. The coding region runs from base 394 to 2595 and encodes 733 amino acids. NCBI's taxonomy places the organism in Eukaryota, Metazoa, Arthropoda, Insecta, Hymenoptera, Trichogrammatidae. The transcript is spliced from 8 exons. Gene Ontology annotation, molecular function: GTP binding; microtubule binding; GTPase activity.